Molecule: messenger RNA, 768 nt
Organism: Rhopalosiphum padi (bird cherry-oat aphid)
Lineage: Eukaryota; Metazoa; Arthropoda; Insecta; Hemiptera; Aphididae
Exons: 1
Coding region: 1-768 (255 amino acids)
Molecular function (GO): RNA-DNA hybrid ribonuclease activity; nucleic acid binding
Source: RefSeq, a predicted model, not a curated record
AUGGGAAUAGGACUUGCAAUAGUCCACCUCAACGAAACUAAGCAGUUCAAACUUAACAUUUACAACAGCAUUUAUACAGCUGAAUAUCUUGCUUUAUAUAAAGGAGUCCAAUUAGCUCUACAGAUUCAAGAUACUAAAAUAGAUAUAUGUUCUGACUCACUCAGUGCCUUAGCUAAUUUGCAAUCAAUAAUACUUUCAGAGCCAUUGGCUAUACUAAUUAGCAACCUUCUUUCAAAAUCAAGCAAAGAUAUUCAAUUCGUAUGGAUCCCUGGUCAUUGCAACAUAAAGGGAAAUGAAAAGGCAGAUGAAGCAGCUAGAAAUGCAAUUAUGAGUCCAAACAGUGAAUUAAUCCCUUUUUCCUCACUUGUUGACAUAAAGAGGAAUAUAAAUAAAUACUGCGUUGAAUGGUGGAACACAAAAUGGCACAACACCACGGAAAACAAACUUAGAAAAAUUAAACACUCUGUCGAACUCUGGCCAAAAUACACCGACCUAAAUAGGAAAAAUGAGGUAAUUCUUAAUCGCUUAAGAAUCGGCCAUACCAAAUUCACACACGGACAUCUCAUGGCUAAAACAGAUCCACCCCUAUGCCCAACAUGCAACAUAAACUACUCUAUCAAACACAUCAUUGUCCACUGCCCAAACUUUAAUGCAGGCAGAAGAGACUUCAACAUCCCUGAUAACCUGUAUGAUGCUAUUGGUCCUUUUUCUAACUGGCGAAACAUAAUUUUAUACCUUAAAGAAAUUGAAUUGUAUAACAGCAUAUAA